AUGUUCCUAAAAAGGCAACAUCUGGAUGAUCAUCCGAAGCUUUGCCGACUCAGCUCUCGAGCCCUGAAACCGUUAAUAAUCACUGACACCCUCCAUUUCAAGCCGUCAACUUACCCCAAUGUCAUAGUCAAGGGAGCUACUUACUUUUGCUCUUCGUUCACAGCGACCCCAACAGCACGAAUCAUGGCACCUCCCACUUCAUCACCUGAUUUUAAUGGUGCAACAGAAUCAGAACGGUUGCUUGGCACUCGAAGUGCAGAUUCGAAUAUCGAGCCAACAUCAUCCAUCAACGGACAAGACCGAGAAGCCAUCGCAUUGAAGCUUGCCGCGGCAGCUUACUCUUUCGUAGUCGCGGGCCUUUUCGUGGCUACAAUCGGAGUUACACUACCGCACCAGCAAACAUAUUACCAGCUCAACGAAAUUCAAGUUUCUGCCAUCUUUCUCGUUGGACCAGUCGGCUACUGCUUGGCAUCUCUUCUCAACAGUCGCAUCCAUGAGAAACUCGGGCAACGCGGAAUUGCUUUCAUAGGUCCCGCAUGCCAUCUGGUCUACGCUGUAGUAGGCUCCUUCCAUCCACGUUUUCCAGUAUUCCUUCUGGGAGUCACUGUAGGUUCCUUCGGAGUUGGCAUAGUCGAUGGAUCCUGGUGUGCUUGGGUUGCUGCACUGAACAACGCGAAUACCCUAUCGGGUCUUUUGCAUGGCUCAUUCUCGAUUGGAGCUGCGACUUGCCCCUACCUAGCAGGGAUUAUGUUGUCUACGAAUAAUGGACAGUGGUAUCAGUGGUUCUAUGUGCUGGCUAUUGCAUCUGCUGUAGAAGUGGUCUUUCUGCCCCUGGCGUUCAGACACGAGACUGCAGCGAAGUACCAUGAGAACAAGAAGAAGCAGGGAAACCCUGAAGAUGGAGUAGAUCAACGAGCCAUCUUCCGAUACAGCGCGACCUGGAUAUACGCUGCUUACCUUCUGGCAUACGUGGGCACUGAGUGCACUGUUUCCGGCUGGGUUGUCACAUUCAUGCUCCGCGUCCGCCAUACGAGCACUUAUGCAUCCAGUAUUUGCUCUUCUGGCUUCUGGGCAGGCAUGGCGAUUGGACGACUAGCUUUGGGUGCAGUCACGGAGAAAUUGACCCCAAGACGGGCAGUCAUCAUUUACUUGGCACUUGCUCCCACCAUUGUGGUGCUUUUCAUGAUAGCGCAGGUUCUGUGGAUCUCGGUACUUUCGAUGGCACUGCUCGGCUUCGUUAUGGGCCCGCUAUUCCCGUCCUGCAUCGUUGAGUUCGUUCAUUACCUACCAAAAGAGCUUCAUGUUGGUGCGGUAUCGUUUGUUGCUUCCCUCGGCCAAGUCGGCGGCGCCAUACUUCCAUACAUGCUCGGCGCUAUCACCCAGGUGGUGGGGCUCCAUGUGUUUCCUUACAUGCUUCUCUCACAAUUUGCUGUCAUUCUUCUUCUGUGGCUCAUAUCAUAUAAGGUGGCAGGGAAGAAGAUACUCCAAGAAGAGCCUGUGCGAAUAAGACAAGACUGA
This is a messenger RNA of Colletotrichum tamarilloi, 1518 nucleotides long. RefSeq names its product MFS transporter. Gene Ontology annotation, cellular component: membrane. The coding region runs from base 1 to 1518 and encodes 505 amino acids. The transcript is spliced from 2 exons. NCBI's taxonomy places the organism in Eukaryota, Fungi, Ascomycota, Sordariomycetes, Glomerellales, Glomerellaceae. Gene Ontology annotation, molecular function: transmembrane transporter activity. Gene Ontology annotation, biological process: transmembrane transport. The record is from RefSeq and is a predicted model, not a curated record.